Ogataea haglerorum is the source of this 3135-nucleotide messenger RNA. RefSeq lists its product as uncharacterized. Gene Ontology annotation, biological process: nitrate assimilation. Gene Ontology annotation, molecular function: 2 iron, 2 sulfur cluster binding; flavin adenine dinucleotide binding; nitrite reductase [NAD(P)H] activity. The transcript has a single exon. The record is from RefSeq and is a predicted model, not a curated record. The coding region runs from base 1 to 3135 and encodes 1044 amino acids. Lineage: Eukaryota; Fungi; Ascomycota; Pichiomycetes; Pichiales; Pichiaceae.
AUGACUUGCUCUGUUCCACCUUUGCCGGAGGACAUCAAUCCCCCAGCCGCUAAGAAGAAGCUUGUCAUUGUGGGUCUGGGUAUGGUUGGCUUAUCAUUUCUCGAGAAACUACUUCUAAACGACUCAAAACUGGACGAGUACAGUAUAUUUGUUUAUGGAGAGGAGCCAUAUCUUGCUUAUAAUCGAGUUGGCCUCACGGAAUAUUUCCAGCACCGUGAGUUCAAAAACCUCCUUCUCUCGCCAGAGGAGUUUUAUCAGCAACGCGGAGAGAAAUGGAACUAUGCCAUUGAUGAGAAAGUGGUUGAGAUACAACGACAAACUAGGACUAUUACCACGAACAAAGGAAACAGAGCGUCUUACGACGUGCUCGUUCUUUGUACGGGCUCUACAGCGAUCAUUCCCACCGAUUUGCUACCACCCCCCACCAAGAAAAGCUACCGUGAAAUGGGGUGCUUUGUCUACAGAACUAUUGAUGACCUUUACUCAAUGAUAGAUUAUUGCCAGGGUGCAAAGAAAAAAAGAGCCAUUGUCGUUGGUGGGGGACUUCUUGGUCUAGAAGCAGCCAAAGCCCUCUACGAUAUGGAGUCGUUUGAGGAUAUCACCAUUGUCCAUAGGUCCCAUUGGCUUCUUUCUCAGCAGAUGGAUCAGAAAGGUGGAUCUCUACUUACGGGAAAAGUGAAAGAACUAGGAAUCACUUGUCGAACUGGAACAACUGUGUCGGAGCUGAUAUUUGACGAAGACCAAAAUCUGACAGGAGUGAAAUACCAUAACGGGGAUAUUGAUGAAUGCUCUCUUCUCUGCUACACUAUUGGCAUUAAGGCAAGAGACGACCUUAAAAGUUGCGGUUUAAAAACAAGUUCAAGGGGGGGAUUUGAGGUAGAUAAUAUGUUACAGACUUCGGAUGAGAGUAUUUAUGCUAUUGGAGAGUGUGCUUCUUGGAAUAACAUGACCUUUGGAUUGAUUGCUCCCGGAUACGAAAUGGCAGAUAUCCUGGCCUUCAACCUAACCCAGGGAAAACUCCACCAACCGAAAGAGUUUUCUGAGCCUAAUAUGGGCACCAGGCUGAAACUGAUGGGUGUUGAUGUUGCAUCCUUUGGAGAUUUUUUCGCAGACAGAAACGGGCCCAAAUGGCUCCCUCGCGGCUACGAAAAAGAAGUUCGUGCCCUUGUCUUUGAGGAUCCGAUAGACGGAACGUACACAAAAUUACUUUUCACAAAGGAUGGCAAGUAUAUGCUCGGCGGAAUUCUGGUUGGUGAUACAAGCAACUACACCAAGUUUUCCGCGAUGAUAAGGAAACCAUUACCUAAGUCUCCUUCAGAGCUCCUCAUUGGUAAUGCUGGAGACGAUGACAUGGAGUUGCUUUCAGAUGAGACCCAAAUAUGCUCCUGUCACAAUGUCACCAAGGGAAAACUUGUAGAAGCCGUGAAAAAUGGUUGCAGCAGUCUUGGAGAUUUGAAAAAGUGCACUAAGGCAGGAACAGCUUGUGGAGGUUGCGAACCUACGGUGAAGGUCAUAUUUGAGACAGAAAUGAGAAAGCUAGGUGGUAAAAUAUCCAAUCACCUAUGUGUCCACUUCGACUAUUCGAGAGCAGACUUGUUCUCGUUGAUUAUGGUCAAGAAUUUCCGGUCUUUUAAAAGGGUCAUGGAGGAACUGGGAAAUAACCCGGACUCCUCAGGAUGCGAGAUCUGCAAGCCAACCAUUGGCUCCAUUCUCUCAACGCUAUACAACCGACACCUCUUAAAAAAGGAAGUUCAUGGUCUGCAAGACACAAAUGACCGGUAUCUUGGAAAUAUACAGCGAAACGGCACUUUUUCGGUCGUUCCUCGGAUGUCGGCCGGCGAAGUCACUCCGGAAAAGCUUGUUUCCAUUGGGCAAAUUGCCAAAAAGUACGGAGUCUAUACAAAGAUCACAGGAGCACAAAGACUAGACUUGUUUGGCGUUAAAAAGAGCGAUCUGCCGAAAAUAUGGAGAGAUCUUAACGAAGCCGGCUUUGAGAGUGGACAGGCUUACGGCAAAAGUUUGAGAAAUGUCAAGUCUUGCGUUGGAUCAACAUGGUGCAGAUACGGAAUAGGAGACUCUGUGGGUCUGGCUGUCAGGCUGGAAGAACGGUACAAAGGGAUACGCUCACCUCAUAAAAUGAAAGGGGGUGUGUCUGGGUGUGUUAGAGACUGUGCGGAGUUUCACUCAAAGGACUUUGGUCUUUGUGCUGUAAAGGACGGAUUCAACAUAUAUGUCGGUGGCAACGGCGGAAUGAAACCGGCACACGCGCAGCUUCUUGCCACCAAUGUGCGUCCUGAUGAGGUGAUCCGUAUUCUGGACAGGUUCCUAAUGUUCUAUAUCACCACGGCAGAUAGAUUGCAGCGGACAGCUCGAUGGCUAGAAAGCCUUGAUGGUGGAAUCCAAUACUUGAAGGACGUCAUCAUACACGAUAAAUUGGGAAUUUGCAAGGAUUUGGAAGCCCAAAUGUGCCAACUUGUGAGCGGUUAUUACGAUGAGUGGGCUAAGGCCGUGUCGGAAGAGAAAGAUAACCCAAUUUUCAAACAAUUUGUGAACACGCCCGAGAACCAGGAAACUGUGGAGAUAGUCAAUGAAAGAGGCCAACCAAGGCCAGCUAUGUGGCCCGAGAAAGUGGCAGACCAAAAAUUCAACGAGAUCAAGUGGUCUUCUGUGACUUGGCAAGAGGUCUGUCAGAGCUCAGAUCUACCUCUAGCAGAGGCAGGGUCCUCGGCAACUGUCUUGGUUGGAGAGACCCAAAUCGCUCUAUUCAGAACCAACGGAAACCAGCUCUAUUGCUCUCAGAACAUGUGCGGGCACAAACGUGCAUUUGUGCUAAACCAGGGACUUCUUUCGGAGGAUGGUGACAAAAAUUGCUACAUAUCGUGUCCGAUGCAUAAACGGAACUUUUAUCUCAAAUCCGGUGCCUGUAAAAACGAUGAAGCACUAUCUAUCGCGACAUUUGAGGUCAAGGAGGAGAAUGGCAAAGUUUAUGCCAAACUACCUCCCACAGCUGAGCUCGACGAAAUCUUGGGAACUUCCAAGUGGAAGGUGAAAAGUCAGGAAACAGAAGCUAAACAGGUACGCAAGAUUACAACGGCCAAAAAUUUAUCUGACAAACCGGUAUCGUUAGACUGGUAA